ACGUAUAAUCUAGUGGACGGAACGCAAUGCUGUUAGUGUGACGUAUAAUCUAGUGGACGGAACGCUUCUUUUAGCAGCAGCAACAGUUAGUCAGACACCUCUGUAGCUUGCUAGCCAAAGUAGCCGAACCCAUAAAGCUCUUUAGACGCUUAAGUGUAUAUUAGCCACUGUAUUUUAAACCCUUGUCUGUCGUCUAGUUGGUUAGUUAUCCUAUUUAAUUUCAUAUUUACGGUGCUGUUGUUAUUAUUCAGCUAGCGGGCUGGUUAAGUUAGCAUUAGCCUAGCUAACAUCUCCGACCAUGAGUUCACUAAAUUACUCUCUUCCUGCUGAAGAAGAGACGGUCUGUUGGACGGAGAAAGAAGCUCUCAUCAAAGAGGAGGAGGAAGAGAAGGAUGUUACAAUACAAAAACAAGCAGAGGGUGAGGUUGUUACCCUGAAAGAAGAAGAUAAAGACGUUUCAGUGAAAGAAGAGGAAGACGUUACAGUGAAAGAAGAGGCGUUCAGAGUGAAAGAGGAGGAGGGUGUUACAGUAAAAGAUGAGGAGGAUUCAGUUUUUGAAGUGAAAGCGGAGGAUGGGGAGUUUACGGUCUCAUCGGAAGAAGAGGAGGAAGAAACUGAAUAUCUGGGCCCGAUUUCCCAAACGCAAUUUAAGGCAUCCAGUGGUUCUAAAGAUGAACUUAGCCAUAAGAUGGUUUUGAGAAACUGGGCCGUGAUUACCACUGGAGAGAGACGGGACUACCGUGGGUCCUCUGGGGAGCCUCAACAACCUCAUGAUGCUGACAAGGCAGAGAAGAGUUUCUCCAUAUCAGAACACCUCAAGAAACACCAGCAGAGAUCCACAGGGAAGAAACCUCACUGCUGCUCUGACUGUGGGAAGAGAUUCACCUCCUUAGCAGGCAUUAAAAUUCAUCAGAAAAUCCACACAGUAGAGAAACCUUAUAGCAGUCAAUGUGGGAAGAGUUUUACUCAUUCAACCAGCCUGAUAUCACACCAGAGAACACACACAGGAGAGAAACCGUAUAGCUGUGAUCAAUGUGGGAAGAGUUUUGUUACAUCUGGCCAUCUGAAGAUACACCAGAGAACACACACAGGAGAGAAACCUUAUAGCUGUGAUCAAUGUGGGAAGAGUUUAACUCAGCUAAACAACCUGAUAUCACACCAGAGAACACACACAGGAGAGAACCCGUAUAGCUGUGAUCAAUGUGGGAAGAGUUUUACUACAUCUGCCCAACUGACUCUACACCAGAGAAUACACACAGGAGAGAAGCCUUAUAGCUGUGAUCAAUGUGGGAAGAGUUUUGCUGCAUCUAGCACUCUGACUCUACACCAGAGAAUACACACAGGAGAGAAAUCUUAUAGCUGUGUUCAAUGUGGGAAGAGUUUUACUCAUUCAACCAGCCUGAUAUCACACCAGAGAACACACACAGGAGAGAAACCGUAUAGCUGUGAUCAAUGUGGGAAGAGUUUUGUUACAUCUGGCCAUCUGAAGAUACACCAGAGAACACACACAGGGGAGAAUCCGUAUAGCUGUGAUCAAUGUGGGAAGAGUUUUACUACAUCUGCCCAACUGACUCUACACCAGAGAACACACACAGGAGAGAAACCUUAUAGCUGUGAUCAAUGUGGGAAGAGUUUUACUCAGCUAAGCAACCUGAUAUCACACCAGAGAACACACACAGGAGAGAACCCGUAUAGCUGUGAUCAAUGUGGGAAGAGUUUUACUACAUCUGCCCAACUGACUCUACACCAGAGAACACACACAGGAGAGAAACCUUAUAGCUGUGAUCAAUGUGGGAAGAGUUUUAAUACAUCUGGCUCUCUGACUGUACACCAGAGAACACAUACAGGAGAGAAACCUCAUAGCUGUGAUCAAUGUGGGAAGAGGUACACUGAUAAAAGAUCUCUGAUAAAACAUCAGAAAAUACAUGGAGUUGUUUCAUGAUAUCAAUGAAUUAAUGUCACAAUGUGGAAUGUUUUAACAUUGUAGUAGGAGUAUUUUAAUGAUGUCACAAUGUAGAAGCCUAAAUGUUUGUCCCCUGUUCUAUUGAUUUCAACAUAAUAUGGAUAUUAGCCUCAGGGGGGAAAUCCAGGCUCUGAAUUGAAAGAGUACUAUUUAUGUGAUUUAACAAAAAGUGACUAACACAAAAAGAGCUGUGUUACACUUACCAUGUUGAUGACCCACUUGAAUCAAAAUGCAGCACUUCAAAAUGUAGCGAUCUAUUUUCUACAAAUUGUCCUCUAAUCAGGGAUGUACACAUACUCCCAGAUUCUGUGUGGUUUUUGAGCUGUUAGUUUUAACAGGACGUGCAACCUCAUCUCCCUUCUGUCACACAAUUAAUCUUGGCAUGAUAUCGAUGAGUGAUGACAAAUAAGUUUUGUGUUCCUUUGUUUAGCGACCCCUACAUUUAAAUACAUCACUCCAAAAUGUAGCUGACUGUUUUCUGCAGGUUGUCCUCUAACCAGUGAGGUAAAAUAUAUCUCCCAUUUCCAUGUGUUUUUUUUAGUUGUGUUAGUUUCAACAGCAGGUACAACCUGAUUUCCCCCCUAAUCGAUAUCAGUGAUUUAUUGCUACUUGUCAAAACAACAGUGUUUCUGGUGCUUGUGCAGUUUAUAAGGAGCUUGUUUUAAAAAAUAUUAUUGUGGCAGAUGUUUGUGUAUAUACCACAUGUUAGGUUUUCAAUUUAUCCCAAACUGUUUCUGCAUAUUGGUUAUUGAUUUGGACACGUUAAAACUGUGUUUUGACAUUGGGGCUAUCCCACCUAGAAACUAUGCAACCAAAUAUUUCAUAUUUACAUUUCAUGUAGCAUUUGGUAAUGGUAAUUAUUUAUGCAACCAACUGACAAUUAUAUUGACAUUGAAUUCUGCUUUUCUAAAAGCACAUUCUCAGAUGUGCCAAACCAAAUGUACUAGAGCAUGACAUUGGGGUCUGAGCCCCGAUCCAACAACAUGCCUAUCUAGUGAACCCUGAAAAGAGAGAGAAGCUCCACAGUGAGGUGGAAAGUUACUACGAAUAUUGCUGGAGUUUCCUCUUGAAAUCAGACAUGUCUGUGGUGAGAACAACCUGGUUGCUGAUUGUCUCAAGGGGGGCAGUCAAAAUGUUUUGCGUUUAGCCAGUGCAUUGCCAUGGAUCACAAUUUAUUUUGACUGUUUUUCCGUAUUGGAGAUUAGUUUUGUUUGGGCUCGUUUCAAGGGGACGAGAGUUCUAGAAGUUAGUGAGUUUUAGGUUUCUCUGUGGGAAAAAUAAAUAUUGUUUUUAGUUGUUGUUAGACAGACACCAUGUUUAUAUUGGUGAUGGUGAAGCAUUGUAGUUGAUUCUAAUGUGACAAGGAAGUUGUUUUCUGUUGGUGGUGAGCAUUCUCUUAAGCUUUUGGUUUUUCCAUUUAUGUUUUUAGGUUGGACUUUAGCACGUAUAGCUCGUCAGCACGUAGGACCCACUGAUUGGUGUCACCUCGUUAGUCAGUAUGUGUUACACCUGUGCUGGCUUGUCCAUCUCGUUAGUGGGAAGGUGUUUCACCUGAGCUGGUCCAGGUUCUAUUUAAGAGUGUCUGGCCCAGUGCUCCAGUUGUCUUGAUAGAUGUGGAGAGUCAACACCUUUAGUUGCUCCACUUUUUUGGUUUGCUUCCUGUCUUUAAGUUUGGUGUGGGUUUUUCUUUUGUUUCCCACUUCUUGGUUAGAUUUAGUGGGACUCAUGGUGGGUGUCUUUUAUGUCCCAGUUGUUGUUACUAGUCAAACUAGUCUUUCAGAGCCCCUCCUAAAAAAACAAGCUGAUAUUUUGGGUUGGAUGUUGCAUCCAAUUAAUAUUUUAAUCAAUGGCAUUUCCUUAGAAUGUUCAUUAGUCUUUCAGUUGUUAAUCUUCUGUUUUUUUUAUCCUGUUAUUUUUGUGUACUAAGUAUUUCUGUUUAUUUUCAUUGUUUUCUACUGUAAAGCCAUUGUGUAGCAUCCAUGUCUGAAAUGUGCUGUAUAAAUAAAGCUUGAUUUGAUUUCAACAAA
Salvelinus fontinalis (brook trout) is the source of this 3990-nucleotide messenger RNA. Its product is annotated as zinc finger protein ZFP2-like. Gene Ontology annotation, biological process: regulation of transcription by RNA polymerase II. Gene Ontology annotation, molecular function: RNA polymerase II cis-regulatory region sequence-specific DNA binding; DNA-binding transcription factor activity. The coding region runs from base 299 to 1942 and encodes 547 amino acids. Lineage: Eukaryota; Metazoa; Chordata; Actinopteri; Salmoniformes; Salmonidae. The record is from RefSeq and is a predicted model, not a curated record. The transcript is spliced from 2 exons.